Messenger RNA from Lutzomyia longipalpis, 1611 nucleotides. Its product is annotated as acyl-CoA Delta-9 desaturase-like. Gene Ontology annotation, molecular function: stearoyl-CoA 9-desaturase activity; iron ion binding. Gene Ontology annotation, biological process: unsaturated fatty acid biosynthetic process. The record is from RefSeq and is a predicted model, not a curated record. NCBI's taxonomy places the organism in Eukaryota, Metazoa, Arthropoda, Insecta, Diptera, Psychodidae. Bases 309 to 1547 code for a protein of 412 amino acids. Gene Ontology annotation, cellular component: endoplasmic reticulum membrane. The transcript is spliced from 3 exons.
UGCGAGAUUACACAGAGCGAUUUUUUUUUUUUUUUCCAAGUGACUCUUUUGAUCACAUUUUUUUUUCUUUAUUAAAAGUUCAAAUUAAAUUCAUUUCAUUAGAUAAGUUAACUCUUUAGUGGUAGUUCAUUUGAUAGUGAGAAGAUGAGUGAGACAUCGGGGGGCCCCGGCCCUCCACCAGACUUUAAUAUCUACAACGUGCUACAUCGUGGCGAAAUGCCGACUCUCCAAGAAUCGCAGAAAAAGGGAUAUAAAGCUCUAAAACAGAGGUGUUGAGUGAAAGAGUCGCGAGUGAAGUGAUUCCCCAAAUGCCACCACGGAAUAACGAGAAUGCCAAGAAAGCCCCGGCAAUGGAAACUCCUAAGACAGAUAUUGGACAGGACGAAACUCCAAAGUUUUAUGGUGCUGCACCAGCUGUUGAGGAUAUUGGUACAGAUUUCACUUUCAAGCACCAAAUUGUAUGGAAGAAUGCGAUCGCAUAUCUAGGAUUUCACAUUGUUGGCCUCGUAGGACUCCUUAUGGUUCUUAGCUUUCGUGUUAAUCCAUUAACAACGCUCUACACUAUUAUGGUUCUCCUAAUUGGAGGUGUUGGACUUACAAUGGGUGCCCACAGGUAUUUCACACAUCGUGCCUUUAAAGCCAAACUCAUCCCCAGGCGAAUCCUUAUGAUCCUGUUUGUGAUCAAUGGACAAAAUUCACUCUGGGAAUGGGCUAGAGAUCAUCGGCAACAUCACAAAUACUCCGAUACUGACGCUGAUCCCCAUAACGCUAGUCGGGGAUUCUUCUUCUCCCAUGUGGGAUGGCUUUUGUCCCGAAAGCAUCCAAAAGUCUUCCAAUACGGCAAAGGAAUUGACAUGUCAGACUUAGAAGCGGAUUCUUGGAUCAUGUUCCAGAAAAAGUGUGAACAUUGUUGUUUGAAGUACCUACAUAUUAGCAUACAAAAAGACUAUCUACGUUUUCUUUCCAGAUAUUUUCUUCCAAUCUACGGUUUGGUGGCUAUUCUUAUACCCUGCAUAAUUCCUGUUUUACUCUGGAAUGAAGAUCCAAUAAAAUCCCUUGUUGUUUGCUAUUUUGCCAGAACAACCCUUGGACUCAACUUUACUUGGUUCGUCAAUAGUUUGGCUCAUAUUUACGGUACGAGGCCCUACGAUAAAUCCAUUCUUCCUGUUCAGAGUCAAUUUGUAAGUAUCGUUGGCAUUGGUGAGGGAUGGCACAAUUACCAUCAUGCCUUCCCAUGGGACUAUAGAACUUCGGAAUAUGGAACACCUUAUAAUUUCACCGCCAAAGUUAUUGAUUACUGCGCCAAGAAAGGAUGGGUAUAUGAUCUCAAAGCACCCACUGAGGAGUCCAUAAAGAAUCGCGUCAAGAAAACUGGAGAUAAUUCCCAUGAGAAAUACGGCGAUCCUACCAAGUAUAGUGGUGUAGAGACGUGGAAUAAUGUCUGGAUUACCCCUGGAAAUCCCACCUACACUUCAAAAAUCAAACCACAACCCAUAAAAAUUACACGAGAGUACGUCCUUUAUGACACGGAUAAAAAGUUCGAGUGAAUCUCAAAGAGAAUAAUUUUAUGAAGAAAUUUGGUGAGAGGGACAAAUAAAGUUGAAAAAUUGA